UUCCACACGGAUACCAAUAAUUGCAGACAACAUUACUAGAGACAGAUUUUUCCAACUUCGAAGCAAUUUAAAAAUUUUAAAUGACAAUGUUGUACCGAAUGAAGUAAGAGAAGCAGAUAAAUUUUGGAAAGUCAGACCAAUGUUGAAUAAAGUACGUCAACGUUGUUUAAAACAGAAAAGACCGCAAAUUGUGUCAAUUGACGAGCAGAUAAUCCCUUUUCAUGGGCAGGUUUCCAUGCGGCAAUAUGUAAGAGGUAAACCAAACCCAGUAGGGAUAAAAGUUUUUGUUAUGUGCACAUCAUAUGGCUUACCUUUAGAUUUCAUCUUUUAUGAAGGUAAAGGAACUGAUGUAUCAUCGCCUGAGGAUACAAGUUUUAUGGACUUGGGAGGAAAAAUUGUGCUGAAGCUUUCAGAUUCCUUAUUUCCAGGCUCGUCAAUAUAUUUUGAUCGGUAUUUUACUUCAGAAUUGCUGCUUGACCUUUUACUUAACAGAGAGUUGUACGCGACUGGAACUUUGAUGAAAAACAAAGUUCCAAAAUUGAUACAGCUAAAAACCGAUGCGGAAAUGAGACGAGAGGGCCGAGGAUCUAUUAACCAAAUUGUGAGAGGAGACAAGCAUAUUUCCCUUGUGAAAUGGUUUGACAACAAAAGUGUGUUGUUACUGUCAACUCAACACGGGAAAGGUUCAGUCACAAAGUGCUCAAGGUGGAGUAAAAAGGACAAACAGUACUUAGAAGUUGACUGCCCAGCAAUCGUCAAAAAUUAUAAUGAUUACAUGGGUGGCGUCGAUCACCUCGAUCGCGCCAUUAGUUACUACAGAAUGAAAAAUCGUACCAACAAAUGGACAGUUCGAGUUAUUCUCCAUAUGGUCGAUUUUGUAAUGUCAAGUGCGUGGCUCGCGUACAGAAAUAAAAUGAGAGAAAGAAAGAAGGACAUUUUAGAUUAUUUUGCAUUCAGGCUAGAUAUUGCAACUACUCUCAUUCACGGAUUGUUAAAAAAGCCUGUUAGAAUUUCCUCCCCUACCGAUGAUGAAGAUGAUAAUGAUGAGCCCCCUUCAAGGCGUAGAGUGAGAGCCAGCAUUCCGCACGAAGCAGCCCGCAGCCAAGAGGCUAGACACAUGCCAGAAAUGAUUGGGGAUAGGGCUCAUCGAAGCAGGUGCAGAAAUAGUAAGUGCUCGGCCUUAACAACUGUACACUGCACAGACUGCAAGGUUUUUUUAUGCUUCACAGCAUCGAGAAAUUGCUUCAAAGCAUUUCACGAAAAUAAAAAAUGUAUUUAA
Molecule: messenger RNA, 1279 nt
Organism: Parasteatoda tepidariorum (common house spider)
Lineage: Eukaryota; Metazoa; Arthropoda; Arachnida; Araneae; Theridiidae
Product: piggyBac transposable element-derived protein 3
Source: RefSeq, a predicted model, not a curated record